AUGAGCGAACGUCGCGAUCUCGCGCCUAACCCAAAAGCUCGGCUCACUCUUCUUGUUACCCCGGUGUUCAUCUUCGACUCCUUCCUCGCUAUCGUGGUCAUUUCCUUCAUCCCGGUCUGCGGUCAUUACCUCCUCGCAUCAGACCUGGUCUGCAUACCCAGCACGCACCUCCUCAUCGGCGUGGUCUGCGCCCGUGAUGCGUACUCCUUCGCCCACUACGCUCCGACCUACAUCGCCUCCGCGAUUGGCUUGACCAUCCUCACCACCCUGAGGAUCUCCGUCGCUAUUCCCGCCAUUCCCAUGCCCGUUUGGUAUGUCAGCAAGGUCGUGGCAGCUCCCGUCGGAUGUUUCGCCAUGCAGCUGCUCGCCGCGGCCGAUCCCGAGCUCGGGGGCGUCGACGGCCCGAGUCUGCUCGACCCCGCUAGCAUGCUCGUUGCUGCUUUGGUAGGACAGGGUGUUGUGUGGAUCAUUGUCCGUCUCAUCUGCACGGCGUCCUUCUGGCAGGCUAUCAACGGUUGUGGGGGACCCGGGAUGGGGCGGCGGAGGGGCUGA
Messenger RNA from Dichomitus squalens LYAD-421 SS1, 552 nucleotides. RefSeq lists its product as uncharacterized. NCBI's taxonomy places the organism in Eukaryota, Fungi, Basidiomycota, Agaricomycetes, Polyporales, Polyporaceae. The record is from RefSeq and is a predicted model, not a curated record. The coding region runs from base 1 to 552 and encodes 183 amino acids. The transcript has a single exon.